AUGGGGUGGGCUUCCUGCUGCUGGUCGGACGGGGCUGAACCUGGUAGGAGGAAGAAGAAGGACACGACGUGGCGGAUCUUCUCACUGAAGGAGCUUCAGUCGGCGACGAACAAUUUCAAUUAUGAUAACAAGCUCGGCGAGGGUGGGUUUGGCAGUGUGUAUUGGGGCCAGCUCUGGGAUGGGUCACAGAUUGCCGUGAAGAGGCUCAAGAGUUGGAGCAACAAAGCUGAAAAAGAAUUUGCUGUCGAGGUGGAGAUUUUGGCACGAGUGAGGCACAAGAGCCUUUUAAGCUUGCGCGGAUAUUGUGCUGAAGGCCAGGAACGCUUGAUAGUCUAUGAUUAUAUGCAAAACCUGAGCAUACACUCUCAACUUCAUGGACAGCACGCAGCAGAGUGCAAUCUCAGUUGGGAAAGAAGAAUAAAGAUCGCCGUUGAUUCUGCAGAAGGGAUCGCUUAUCUGCAUCACUAUGCGACGCCGCAUAUCAUUCAUAGAGACGUCAAGGCGAGCAAUGUUCUCCUGGAUUCGAAUUUCCAAGCUCGGGUUGCUGACUUUGGGUUUGCCAAGCUAAUUCCAGAUGGUGCAACGCAUGUCACCACAAAGGUGAAAGGCACACUCGGUUAUCUCGCACCAGAGUAUGCAAUGCUUGGGAAGGCCUCUGAAAGCUGCGAUGUCUUCAGUUUCGGAAUUAUGCUCCUAGAGCUUGCCAGCGGGAAGAAGCCAGUUGAGAAGCUUAACCCCACCACGAAGAAAACCAUAACUGAGUGGGCUCUUCCUCUAGCUCGUGACAAAAGGUUCAAGGAAAUUGCUGAUCCAAAGCUCAAGGAUAGCUUCGUCGAGGAUGAGCUGAAGCGAAUGGUGCUUGUUGGGCUCGCCUGUUCUCAGGACAAACCAGAGCAGAGACCCAUAAUGUCUGAAGUCGUUGAGCUGCUCAAGGGAGAAUCUACUGAGAAGCUUUCCAACCUGGAGAACGAUGAUCUGUUCAAGCCUGAUAGCUCAUUUCAGAGCUCAUCCGGACCUGAUAGCUCAGAUUGCGUCACCGAGGAGAGGAGUCCCAAAGCUGAUGCGAUAGAGGCAGUUGAUUCAAGUGAGACAGUUCCCUCAGCAAGGUAG
Messenger RNA from Miscanthus lutarioriparius, 1110 nucleotides. The record is from the annotation of a GenBank genome assembly. NCBI's taxonomy places the organism in Eukaryota, Viridiplantae, Streptophyta, Magnoliopsida, Poales, Poaceae.